Messenger RNA from Acytostelium subglobosum LB1, 279 nucleotides. RefSeq lists its product as hypothetical. Lineage: Eukaryota; Evosea; Eumycetozoa; Acytosteliales; Acytosteliaceae. Bases 1 to 279 code for a protein of 92 amino acids. The record is from RefSeq and is a predicted model, not a curated record. The transcript is spliced from 2 exons.
AUGGACCUACUGUCCACCAGAUACUUGAUGAAGAGCUUGAAUAACUUCUUGAUCGAGCCUGGUAUCAUGUGCAUGAGGUCUGAAGUCUAUGCCAGAACCAACAUAUCCAACAGUCCUCCUAGUGCACAUGCACCUGUAGCACUUCAUGAUACUGUUGCCACUGAAUAUGUCAUACAUCCCGAGCAACUUUACACAACAACUAAGAUCGUUGGUUGUGACGAAACGGAUGUUGUAUUUGUAUUGCCUUCCGUCUCUGUCAGAUCUGAACCAAACCUAUGA